AUGGAUAAUAUAUUAUUUUCAAUAUUAUUUAAUAAUAAAGUUAUUAAAAAUUUAAUAUUCAUCAAAGUAAAUCAAUUAAAUUGUAGAUUUGAAAGGAAGUCUUACAAGUGGUGUGAAGUUUUGAAACUUCCAAAUCUGUUGGCAAGAUAUGACUAUUUCGAUUUGUUAAAAAGCUAUCUAAUGGAUAAGAGUAAUCCAAUACCGACAAACAGUCAAGAGAUAUUUGGUGAUAUCGACUCGAUAGUGGCGUGUGCAAUCAAAGGUGGAAGCUUUGACAUGUUUCAAUACCUUUUGGCUUACUUUCAGAUCGAUCGAAGACUCCAAGUUACAUCUGAGAAAAUCAUUAUCAGUCAUCUCUCUGCACAUGCAGCGAGGUACAAUCGGCUCGAUAUCAUUCACUACGUGAUCGACAGAUUCGGUCUAAUGUAUUUCGAUUUUCACCGGGCACUCACCGAAGCACCGUAUUCAGGCAAUUUGGAGCUAUUGAAAUUCCUGACAAUCAAAAUGAAAGAUCAAUCGGAGAGUUCACCGACAUCUUUCUAUCAUACCUAUGCGUUCGAGACUGCUGCCAGAGUCGGUCGUAUCAACAUGAUCGAAUGGCUGAUGGCAAAUCGAUUGGAGGAUUUGCAGCACUCUGACUUGUUGGAGUUUGCGCUACUUCACAACAAGAGUGGAAACCACUUGGCAUUGUUGGAAUACCUCUUUAAAGAACACCGACAACUCUUUAAUUUUGAAAACUCUGCAUACUCUGUGUAUAGUACAAAUCAUAGUCCUGAAACUUUUCAACUGUUGGUUAAAAAUGGAAUGAAAAUUACCAAGAGAAUAAUGGAAUAUACAGUUGAUACAAACAAUUUAGAUUUACUGAAAUGGCUGCAUUCCAAUACAACCUAUCAAUGUUCACAAUCAUCAAUGAACAGAGCAGCUAAAGCCGGUAACUUGGAAAUGGUUAGGUGGUUGAAUGAAAAUAGAACUGAAGGAUGUUCAAGUAAAGCUAUGGAUGAAGCUUCAGUAAAUGGCCACCUCCAUGUUGUUAAAUGGUUGCAUUAUAAUAGAAGUGAAGGUUGCACAACUAGAGCUAUGGACUUUUGUUGUAAUGAAAUCGAAUACGAUUCUAUCUUUGAUAAGGUAGAAGAUGGAACUACACUCAAGAUCAUUCAGUUUUUGCACGAGAAUAGAAGUGAAGGAUGUACUGAUCAGGCAUACGAGAACGCUGGAAUCGAUGGUAAAUUGGAAGUGGUGAAAUUCCUAUACACCAAUCGUACCGAACGCUAUUCAGAUAUAUUUUUCGAUACCAUUGCAACGUGUGGACAUGUUGAGAUGCUUGAAUGGUUCGAACAACAACCCGGUAUAGAGAUAACACUCAGCGAUGAUAUACUGCAUGUGAUCAUAGAACCAGGCAAAAAAAAGUUGGAAACCGUCAAAUACUUGUACUCAAAGAAUGGUGUGAACAACCGAUUUGGAUUCUCAAGAGAAAUAAUGGAUCUGGCCAUUGAGAAUGAGUGUCUUGGCAUAAUGAAAUGGUUUCACGUGACAUUGCCAGAGCUAUGCACAAACAAUAAGUUGAAAUCAUCCUAUUCAAAGUUGAAAGUCCUCCGAUGGCUACUCGAACAUCCAACACAAUACAAUAUCAAAUCUAUUGAUGUCAAAACAGUUAUUUCGAGAUUCAUAAACGAAGAUCAAUUCGAAUCGUUAGAAUGGCAUCCAUUCGGUUUGGAAGUGAUUCAUAUAAAUGGUCAAUUAAUUGUAGGUCAAUAUCCUCCCAUAUCUCACAGAUCACCUCCAUCAUAUCCGCGCCAGGGUGACUGUACAUCCUGUUCCGACUGGUGUCACACAACUCCAAAAAUUAAACUUCCUUCGCAGGUAUCUCCUCAUCCUGUAAACUCUCUCGAAUCUGUUGCAACCAAGUCUGUUCCAUUCAUAUUGAUUACUUAUAUAUUUGAAUACAUCUUACUUUGUACUUAUUCCUAA
Messenger RNA from Heterostelium album PN500, 1968 nucleotides. RefSeq lists its product as uncharacterized. Bases 1 to 1968 code for a protein of 655 amino acids. The record is from RefSeq and is a predicted model, not a curated record. The transcript has 4 exons. Lineage: Eukaryota; Evosea; Eumycetozoa; Acytosteliales; Acytosteliaceae. Gene Ontology annotation, molecular function: protein binding.